Messenger RNA from Oryctolagus cuniculus (rabbit), 2919 nucleotides. The record is from RefSeq and is a predicted model, not a curated record. Lineage: Eukaryota; Metazoa; Chordata; Mammalia; Lagomorpha; Leporidae.
CCGCCAGCCCCCAGCCCCCCCUCGCCACCGGCACCGCCACCGCCACCGCCGCCACCACCACCGCCACCGCGUGCCUCCCACCUCCUCCUAGCCCAAACCAGCUAGACCAGCUCUCCCAGUGCCAGACAGCAGCCCCCCCAGGUCCCGCUCGCUAAGCCCUGGCUGCCCCCCGGGCACCUUGCAGCCCAGCAGGUGGAGGGCACUGAACUUGGAGAGACCCCCAAGUGGGGUUCUGGGCAGAGAUGGCCCUACAGAGCCAGCUGUGGUCUCUGGCCACACUCAUGCCCAUGGCCGAGAGCUCCCUCUAUCGGCAGCGGCUGGAGGUCAUCGCCGAGAAACGGCGCCUGCAGGAGGAGAUCCGGGCUGCGCGCCGCGAGCUGGAAGAAGAAAAACUCCGCGUGGAGCGGCUCAAGAGACAGUCUCUCCGUAACCACUGGCUUAUGGAUGGCGCCCCUGCCGAAGGGCCCGAGGACCCCGCCUCCCAGGACCCCCAGUCGCCAGCGGGCCAGGCUCAGGCCCGCAUCCAGACCCUGGAAGACAGCUUGUUCACACUCCAGUCGGAGCUGCAGCUGCUGCAAAGUGCGUCCACCGGUGCUCAGCACAAGCCCUCAGGCAGGCCCACCUGGCGCCGGCAGGAUCACCGACCUCUCUCCCAGCCCCCCAUGGACACAGGCCUUGCAGGCCAAGCUGUCAUGGACAGGAGAGCUUCGCUGCCCGGGGGACCCCUGGCCGUGUCCCCAGACGCUCCGGCCUCCUCGGAGCCCAGGGAGGAUGCUGCCGGGGUCCCGGAAGCCAACGGCCCCUGCCGGAGCCCCAGCCUGGAGGCACCUGCCAAGGGCGCUGGAGUUGAGCCCAAUGGGGAAGGUGUGGUGAGGGUGGUGUGGGAGGGGCUGAGGGCCACGGAGGACAGCGCCACGGGGCCCACGGGCCCAGAGCUGGAGGCGAAGGUCGAGCAGGUGGUGCUGGAAGCCAUGGCCGACCGGCCGGGGCCCUGCAGCCCGGAGCUGCCGGCCUGGGCGAGGGCGGACGUGGGCGCGGUGGAGGUGGUGUGGGAGGGCGUGGGCGGCAGCGACCCCGAGGCCUCCCCGCGGCUCCAGGAAGGGGUGGAGGGGGCAGGGGCCCCCAGGGGCGGCGGCGCAGAGGGUGAGGGGCACCGGGGCUCCGCGGGCGAGGAGGUCUCCUUCAUCUGGGUGGAGCGAGGAACGCUGAGCGAGGAGUGGGAGGAGCUGCUGGUCGAGGGGCUGGAGGGUCCCGCGGGCGCAGGCGCCCACAGGGAAGGCGGGGAAGACCCCUGGGCGGAGGAGCGGCGGCGUGCGGAGCGGGAAGGCAGCCGGGACAGGCCGGGGACCGAGGGGACCCCAGCGGAGGGGCUGCUGGAGCUGAGCAGGCCAGGAAGCGGGGAGCAGCUGCAGGGGGCGGAGACUGAGGGAGGGGAGGAGCCUCCGGGGGCGGGGACAGGAGGGGAGGAACCUCGGGGGGCCGGGAUAGGAGGAGGGGAGGAGCUGCUGGGGGUGGGGAUAGAAAGAGGGGAGGAGCCUCAAGGGGUGGGGACAGGAGAAGAGGCGCCUCCAAGGGUGGGGGUAGGAGGGGAGGAGCCUCUGGGGGCGGGGAUAGAAAGAGAGGAGGAGCCUCUGGGCGCGGGGACAGGAGGGGAGGAGCCUCCAGGGGCGGGGAAAGGAGAGGAGGAGCCUCUGAGGGUGGGGAUAGGAGCAGGGGAGGAGCCUCUGGGGGCUGAGAUAGAGGGAGGGGAGGAGCCUCCAGGGGUGGAGACAGGAGAGGAGGAGCCUCUGGGGGUGGGGAUUGAAGGAGGGGAGGAGCCGCUGGGGGAGGGGACAGAAGUAAGGGAGGAGCCUCUGGGGGCGGGGACAGAAAGAGGGGAGGAGCCACUGAGGGAGGGGAUAGGAGGGGAGGAGCCAGUGGGGACAGGAACAGAAGCAAGGGAGGAGCCACUGGGGGCAGGGACAGGAGGGGAGGAGCCAAUGAGGGAGGGGAUAGGAGGGGAGGAGCCGGUGGGGGCAGGGACAGAAUCAAGGGAGGAGCCGGUGGGGGCGGGGACAGAAGGAGGGGAGGAGCCACUGGGGGUGGGGACAGAAGGGGAGGAGUCAUUGGGGGAAGGGAGGAGUGGAGGGGAGAAGAUCCAAGGGUCCGAGGUGGAUCUGAAUCCUGAGCAGAGAGGUGCCAGGGCAGGAAGCGAAGCCCAGGCAGAGGAGGUGAGAGAGGCCGGGGCCCCCCUCCAGGGUGAGGAGGAGCCAGGCCAGCAGCCCCAGGAGAGGCAGGAGAGCUCCCUGGAGGAAGAGGAGGCCGCCAAGCCGCUGCCAAGCGCUGCUGAGGGCCCGGGCUCUGCGGAGGACCCCACGGCCCUCUUGACAGAGACCCCAGCCCCCGAGCAGCCUGCUGAGCGCCAGCCACUGCUUCCCCGGGAAGGGCCCAGCGCCCGCCCUGUGCCCACCUACGCACCUGCCAGGCAGCCCGAGGCACCUGCCCGCCGCGAGGGUGAGGGAGCGAGCGGCCCGAAGCAGAAGACUUGCCAGUGCUGCUCCGUGAUGUGAGCCCACGCCCCUGCACCCGCGCCAGCUCCUCUCACAGCUACCUCGGCCUCUUGGCAUCCGGCAGAGGGGCCCCGGGCGCGGACAAGGGCGCCACGGGACGGGCCUGCACGUCCACCCACACCUGGGCUUCCAGACCCCUUGCCCACUGCCUGUGACCCUGGUCCCGUCUGUGACGAAACCGUUAUACUUGAAAACCUUCCAGCGCUUGGGGGAACUUGAACGUGUGUGCUGUGUUGGCAUGGAACCACCUCGUCUCCUGGUGCGACCCGGAGGGCUCUGCUCUUCUGAAUCAGUGAGCUACAGAAUGAGCUGUUCCAACAAAAGACCCUGGGCGACAGUAGCUAUAAAAAUAUAGACGUUUAUUUCCUUG